Molecule: messenger RNA, 2326 nt
Organism: Sphaeramia orbicularis (orbiculate cardinalfish)
Lineage: Eukaryota; Metazoa; Chordata; Actinopteri; Kurtiformes; Apogonidae
Gene: pycr3
Product: pyrroline-5-carboxylate reductase 3
Exons: 7
Coding region: 353-1651 (432 amino acids)
Biological process (GO): L-proline biosynthetic process
Molecular function (GO): pyrroline-5-carboxylate reductase activity
Source: RefSeq, a predicted model, not a curated record
UGUCGCAGCAGCAGCGUUUACCGGUGUUAAUCAGUCCAUCGCCCGGCAUCGUGUUUAUGUCACUCCGUGUUACUUUAUGGUUGUCCAGUCAACAAGAAACACGUGCAUUGUAUUUCUAAUCUAAUCUGUCCUGGAUUAAUUUCGAGCUAUCCCUGAGCUAGUCGCAGCUGCAUGGUAGAGAUUACUGAUAUCGUGGUUUUUUACUAUAUCAAAUUUUUACGCCCAGAAAGGUUAAAGAUUUUUAGCUAGCACCAGCAGCGUUCAGGCAUGCUAGCGCCUAAUUAGCAACCCGUCCGUUUGAACUACAGCCGGGCUAAGGUUUAUAAGCUAACCGGGCUACACCGCCACAACAAUGGAUGAAUCCGGGAUAAAGAAGCAGAACUGGGACGUGAAGGAGACCGAGCUGUUUCUGGAAAUUCUAAAGGAGCUGGACAUGAAGAAGUGCUUAGACGGUAGGAAAGUAAGGAAUAAUAAGCUGUUCAAGGUGGCGCACCGGAGGAUGACAGCGGCGGGCUAUCACAGGUCCGUGGACCAGUUAAAGUUUCGUUGGAAACUUCUCAAAAGUGCGUAUUACAAAUGCAAACGGGAACCGGACUCCCCAGCCCCGACUAAGAUCCAGGGCUGGUGGCGGUACGAGAAGACUAUGGUCGCCAUCAUGGAGUCCAGACACUCGCUGGUCGGAGCCGGGGUCAACUCAGACAGGAACGAUGAGGUGACGGAGGACUCUGACGGAGACGCGUCCAUGCUGCACUGGCCGCAGCCCUGUCCGGACAAUUCCACUCACAACCUGGAUUUAAUUAUCAAAAUGGACCCUGAGAUGGAUACACAGCUGAAGAUUGGUUUCAUCGGUGCAGGAAACAUGGCUUUUGGUAUAGCAAAGGGCAUAUUGUCAGGAAACGUUCUUCCUGUAAAUGUCAAAGUGAGUGCACCAUCCUCCAGGAACCUCGGACGCUUUCAGGAAAUGGGCGUUGCCACCACACAUUCCAACGUAGAGGUGGUCUGCGGUUCAGAUUUAGUGUUUGUAGCUGUAAAACCUCACCUGGUUCCAGUUGUUCUCAAUGAGAUCUCUCAACACGUCACAGACAGACACAUUAUUGUGUCUGUUGCAGCAGGAGUAACACUAGCGACGCUAGAGGAGCUGCUGCCAGAAAACUCAGUCGCUAUCCGGCUCAUGCCAAACCUUCCGUGUGUGGUUCAGGAAGGGGCUCUCUUGUUCGCCCGAGGCUCCCACGCCAAACCGGAGGAUGGAGCUCUCCUGCGCUCAUUACUGCACCGAUGUGGUUUGGUGGAGGAGGGACCUGAGGCCUGGAUUGACAUCCACACUGGAGUCAGUGGGAGCGGAGUGGCUUUUGUGUAUCUGUUUGCUGAAGCGCUGGCAGAAGGAGCUGUUAAAAUGGGCAUGCCCAGUGCUCUAGCUCACAGCAUUGCAGCUCAGACGGUUCUGGGGGCUGGACGUUUGUUAAGAGACUCUGGGAAGCAUCCGGCUCAGCUUCGCUCUGAGGUUUGCACCCCAGGAGGAACAACCAUCUACGGACUUCACACUCUGGAACAAGGCGGCGUGAGGGCGUCGACCAUGAGCGCCGUGGAAUCCGCCACCGAGAGAGCGCGGGAGCUCGGCCGCAAAUCAGCUACAGCAGGGAGCAGGAAAUGAUGGCUGCUGUUUGCCUUUUACUCUACGGACUUAAAGCCUAACAACAAACUUCACUCUGGGGCUCAGCAUCGUCAUGAAUCACUAUGAAAAACAGGACUGAACAUUAGUUUUCUUCCCUUUUAUUUUCACCUGAACAAAUGCAGUUCAUCUGACCUGAAAGAUUUGUGAUGAGCUGAAAUGGCUCGCUUUUUAGUAACAACAAACAUUCUUGAUUACAUCCAUAGUCUUGGAUGUUAUGAUUAAAGUAAUAUAUAAAAUUGAGGGUUUUCUGAAUGAGAACAUGCUGAAUGAGAACAUACUGGUCAUUACUUGAAGGGGAAGACCAUAUACUAUUAAUCUGUAGUAUGAAUCAGUCUGAACUGGCCAGUAUUGGGUUGUUAUGUGCAUAUAAUAAAAUACAUGUGUCUUAAUUGUGCAGGUGGAAUAAAACAAAAAUAUAACUUAUUAUUAAAUGUGACCAGAUGAUUGGGAUGAAGAAUGACUGCAGUUGUGCAGCUGCAUUACAGUGAUCAUUUCUGCCCCAAGUGUAGUUUUUACCUAGUUACAGGUUUUGUAUUUAAUACGGUGUUGUGAAUAGUAUUCUGAUCUUCAUUGCCAAUGAUGCACAAAUCCAGUUAAGUUCCCACUGGCGGGAGGUAACUUAAUCAAGUGAAUCCAGAAAUAAACACUGAAAUC